GCCACGCCCAUUGUUGUCAAAGGGACAGUCGGGGUAGCAGAUUUUUUUUCUGACAUCGGAUAAUAUCUAUGACUUUUUGCCUGAAAAUGGAGUGAUACGUACAAUUCAAACCACAAAGGCAACCAUCACACAAUUUCAGAUGGUUGAAAAAAACAUUUCCUAUCCUUGACUGUAUUUUACAGCUACAUUUGAGAGCGUUAUCAAGGUAACCUUAGCCUACGUGGGCUAACAAAAUAGAAGGCCUCUGACACGAACGAAUUGUUUACUUUACGAGAGGAGGGGGGCUCUUGCCCAACAUCUCAUCGUUCGGCAGUAUUUGUCAGAGUUGUCCAAGCCUCUGAUAAAUAAAAGAAAAAUAUGAAUUGCCGCUCGGAAGUCUUGGAGGUGUCGGUGGAAGGAAGGCAGGUGGACGAAGCGAUGCUAGCUUUGCUACACACAAUACUGCUGCACAGGAGCACGGGGAAGUUCCAUUACAAGAAAGAGGGCACAUAUUCCAUUGGUACAGUUGGUACACAAGAUAUCGAUUGCGACUUCAUCGACUUCACUUUCGUGCGAGUGUCAUCCGAGGAACUGGACAGGGUCAUCAGGAAAGCUGUGGGGGAAUUCAAGGAUGCCCUGAGCAACACUGGCAGUGACGGCGUGGGCCAGAUCUCUCUGGAGUUCUACCAGAAGAAGAAGUCCCGAUGGCCCUUCUCUGACGAGUGCAUCCCCUGGGAGGUGUGGAGCAUCAAAGUCAACGUCGUCAACCUGGCCAACGAGCAAGAGCGUCAAAUCUGCCGCGAGAAAGUGGGCGAGAAGCUGGGCGAGAAGGUCAUCAACAUCGUGGAAGUCAUCAACCGUCACGAGUACCUGCCAAAGAUGCCCACGCAGUCGGAAGUGGACAACGUCUUCGACACCAGUCUGAAGGAUGUGCAGCCCUACUUGCACAAGAUCACCUUCCAGAUCACAGACUCUCUGGGUGCAUCUGUCAGUACUACCAUGAGGAGACUCAUUAAGGACACGUUGGCGUUGUAAGAGUGAGAGCACUGUGUGUUCUCUCUCUUAUUGAUAAAGACCAGUGAUUUGCCCCUAGGAUUCAUUAGAUAGAAUCAAAUGCCACAUGUUUAAAGUGACCUAGUAUUUACCCGUCCAGUUCAACCAGGCAAUCGCCUGCCUGAAUUGGACAAGUAAAACCGGGUCACUUCGAAUAUAUGGCACUGGAUUGUAAAUCUGUAAGUAAUGAAUCCAGGUUGCCCAUUACCGAUAAAGGCCCUGUAGGCCUUGUAUAUUUUUGAACAGAGAAUCACAGGCUAUGGGCCUAAUCUACUCAUCUACUGACUUAACCAUACACACUACGUAAUAGCCUAUUGUAUAAUAGAAUUGACUCAGUUCUAGACACAUCACACCAUAUUACUACAUUUGCAUGUAUCAGCAAGUCUUCUUCCAUUAAGGCUCUCAGAGGGCCUUUUCUGUUCCCAACGUCAUGAAUCACAGUUUGCCUUUUAGACAACGCAACCAUGGCUGUGCUUAUUGCUGUAGAAUUGUAAAGUGUACAUAUUUGCAAAGGUUAAUUGAAGAAAGUGUGAGAUUUGAUUCAACACAGGCUGUCCACCUUGCACACACACUCUACUCUUUCGAAUCAGCAGUUAGUCAGUGGUCUGUAACAUAAUUAUUAGCUAUUCAAAAUCCCAAUUAUGAUGCAGUUAAUUAUUUUGUAUUUAAAAUUCUUUUCUUUUCAUUUUAUGAUUGUUUACAUUAUCUAUUGUCGCUGUGAUGUAAAAAUUCUGCUUCCUUAAGAAAAUAAACAUGGAACUGAAAUGA
Engraulis encrasicolus (European anchovy) is the source of this 1800-nucleotide messenger RNA. RefSeq names its product autophagy related 101 (gene atg101). The record is from RefSeq and is a predicted model, not a curated record. The transcript has 2 exons. The coding region runs from base 358 to 1014 and encodes 218 amino acids. NCBI's taxonomy places the organism in Eukaryota, Metazoa, Chordata, Actinopteri, Clupeiformes, Engraulidae. Gene Ontology annotation, biological process: autophagy; autophagosome assembly. Gene Ontology annotation, cellular component: phagophore assembly site.